Molecule: messenger RNA, 2810 nt
Organism: Oldenlandia corymbosa var. corymbosa
Lineage: Eukaryota; Viridiplantae; Streptophyta; Magnoliopsida; Gentianales; Rubiaceae
Source: the annotation of a GenBank genome assembly
CUGGCAGUCCACGUCAUCCCGCGAAGACCCACACGGCAAUUACCAUUCCCAAGGGAGGAGGAGAGAGAGAGAGAGAACACCGCCACCUGAUGCUAUUAACGUGGCAUCUAAAUCAACGGUGUCUCAAUUCUCUCCGGCAUCACUCGCCACCCUCCUUUACACCAUUCUUAUCGCCGGCGUUCUGCCGUUCACUCUUCUGAACUUAAAAAUUUCUUCAAAUUCAAGAGCUUGGGAGACGCCGCUUGAAGUUCUUUAGCCCGAUAGGAAGAAAGAAAAACUAUUGGAUCACUGGACCACCAAAAAAAUGCUCAAUUAUGGUGACCAAACCCCCAGUCGAUUUGAGCUGUUGAGUAUGGUAAAGAAGCACUCGAAGCUGUUGGAAAAAAACUCAGUUGAUCAGGAUGAUGCCUCUGAUUUGGAAAUGGACUCCCGUUUCUGGCAUGAUAUCAUGGAUUUAUAUUUUGUUCGGGGUAGGGAAUCGAGGGGUCGACAGGAGGACGAUAUGAUGUUCUUUGUCCGAAAGAUGGGUGUGCAAAGGAGUGGAGCCAAUGACGACGAGGAUGGAAACUCCCCUUUCUUUGUACGCAGGUGGGCACCUAAGGUAAAAGAGGUUGAAAUCUGUGACAUGCAUAUCUUUUUCUUGUAAUCUGAAGCUUUUAAUGGAGAAAUCCUUGUACAUUAUUAGUCACUGUAAUAAUGCCAAAGGCAAUGGUGUGGAAGGUUUCUUUACUUCAGAUCAUGUUGGUAUCCAAUAACCGUUUCUGUUGUUUAACUUCACUUGUUUUGAAACGCGUUAAUCUGUGGUAGCUGUUUUGUGACUUCCAUGCAUCGAAGUAGUAGCCUGCUUCCUGCUCAUUGCACAAUUAUGGUCAUUGGUUAAAUGCUCUUCUCGAGAUUUGAUCCCAUGCUAAGCACACUUACAGCAUAUUCUUGAAAUAAUUUUCAAGGAUGCUAUAUUUCUAGCUUGAAUUUCUUUUUCAUCUUUAGAUGCUACUUUUGCAUGUAACAGGGGAUAAGAAACUUGAAUUUUUUUUAAUGUUGCUUAAAGCCUAGAAAAUCUGAUCGACUUCUUUACUUGUUCUUACCUUGAAAAGAGUGAAUUUUGCAUUUCAACUACAGAUGAUGAAUUAUCGUUAUUGAAGAGUGAAACUUUAACUUUAUGUUUUUUGGUGGCCAGUUGGAUGAACUACUUGGUGAGAGUUCACUAGUAGUGGACUGGAGGCGCUCAUUCUACUUGAAUCUAAUAGCUCAUACCUCCUUUACAGUAACAGUUGCGAUUUGUAGUCAUCAGGUACUCCGAAACUAUCAGAGUGGCCAAGGGAAGCCAUUGUCCCCUAUAUACAAGGUUGUGAAGACAGUAUAUGCAUCCCCCAGCCGUAUCAAUUUCCAUUUGGAUUCAAGAAAGGAAGCAGAAACAAGUGCUGCCUAUCCAGAGAUAUGUUUUGCUGUUGAUGAUUUCGAUUCCACAUUUGAUGCUGUGGUCUUGACAGAUGUUGACCAUUGCUAUUGUGUAAUCCUAGAUGCUAGUGAUGGGGCGGCUUUUCCCUCUGAAAGUUCACCGCGAGACAGAAGCUCUGGAGACACGAGAGUAGGGAAGACAAAGAGUUCUAAGAUUACUCUUUUCUCUGGUUUUGUUAGCUAUCAAAUGGUUCGAGAUGCUUAUGAUGCUGGUAGGACGGGUUUCGGAAGCCUCUUGUCACUUGCUCACUCUCCAGGCAAAGCAGAUAGACUUUAUAUGAAAGGUCCUGGAGGGCGGGGUGAAGUUGAGGUGGCUGUUUCAGGUGUUGUAGAUCAAAGUAAAGAAGAAUUGGACCAUCAUUCUAGAGGAUCUGCUCUUGGUAAAAUUGUCCGGAGGGCGGCAUCCGUCGCUUCUGUGGCAGCUAAGCAUGCUUAUGCCGCCGCAUCAUCUACACGGACUUCUUACGAAGACAUGAUUCCCCUUAGAUGCUGCCUGAUGUCAGUAUCAUUGCCUUGGGAGCAUAUUGCUCAUGAUCUUCUAUUCAAGGGAAGCCCUCCUGUGAACCUGUAGGCCGAGGUGCGUGUUUCAGGAUUGAUGUGUCAGCCAAUCCCGAGUGGAUCAGACAAAAACAGCAAUAGCCCCAUAGACUAUUUGUGGAUAUUACUCUCUCUCUUUCUCUGUAUGAAUCGGGUUACUCCUUGUAAUAAAUAUCCUAGAUUUUCAUUAUAGUUUGUUGUAUACUUACGUUAAGCUACUUCUAUUUUAAAAUCAUAUUCUUUCUAGGUUUAAUCGUAAUUUGGAAGCAAAUUUCACAUCACUUUUGUUUUUAGGUUUUAUUCCCGUUUCCAUUGCUUUGUAUGUUUCUUUACAUAGCUGUUCGUUUGGAGCAGUCUCUUGAAAGUGUUCUUCAAUUGUGUAGCACCUAGGACUGAAAUAUUGAGAUGAGCUUUGAAAUAUCGACUAGAGUAGGCGUUGCACUCCGUUCGGAUUUGCCAGGGCAGGGAAGGGAAUGCGAGAGACUCAUAUACCCUGCCUUAAUAUGUGAGAGACCAUACCCUUAUUUUUGCAACACCAGUUGGUUUUCUUGAUCUAAUAUUGCUGAUAAUAUGCUUUGGUUUGCUGUGCUUUUCACUUGCUAAUAGUAGACCGGUGGACACAAUGACAGAAAGUACAUUUUUGCCAAAGUAACGGCACACAAGGCUCAAGAAGUCUAGCGCUCCUCAUGACUUUAACAUUUUUGCCGAAGUAACGGAGCUCAAUUUAAGUUGCUCCGAAGAUAAUUCUGCAACUUUUUCCUUAGCAAAGUUACUUUUACAAUUUUAUUGUCUUUUUUUUAUUAUUAUUAUCUUUG